AAUAUGAAUUUAUUAAACCGUCAACAUUCAUGGCAGUUAGCUAAAACUAAUUAGCAAAAGUCACUAACCGUAAAAUUGGAAUUAUUCGACGGCCACGGCGAUGGAAUACUAAAAUAAUCUGACGAUUCCACGAAAUUAUGGAGUUUCAUCUACUUUCAAUUUUUCUGCCAGUAGUUUUCGGCGAGAUUAAGCCCGACGUAUCGUUCGACAAGUCCAACGACAGGUUCGACCUGUCGCCCCUGAUCCAAGAGGCGACCUACGACCAGUGGGGCGAUGCUAUGGAUGGAGUUAGACGGUCUGAUGGGUUAAGCAAACCCAACGAAAGCGACACCAAGGUAUCAGAAGCGACCAAGAAGUUCAUGAGAGCCCUCAGAGGCUUCCAACGGAACUUCGACUUCAAUACUCCAGAGAACAGCGAUGAGAAUCCUGAAGAUAAAGUACAACUGAGAAGGGACCUCGUUAGUUACUUGCAUGAAAACCAGCCGGAUAUGACGAGGCGUUCAGACCCAUCAGAGAUAGACAGAGAAGUGCUAAUACAUCAUGCUGUCCCUAUCGUGAUGACGGUUGAAGGUAUAAUGCAAGUGCCAAAAAGUGAUAAAUAAAGUUAAUAAAAUUUGGACCGCUUUUAUCA
This is a messenger RNA of Cydia splendana, 631 nucleotides long. RefSeq lists its product as uncharacterized. The transcript is spliced from 4 exons. The coding region runs from base 138 to 602 and encodes 154 amino acids. NCBI's taxonomy places the organism in Eukaryota, Metazoa, Arthropoda, Insecta, Lepidoptera, Tortricidae. The record is from RefSeq and is a predicted model, not a curated record.